AUGCCUCGAACCACCUUGAAACGCAGCCCGGAGCUUAAGAUAGUUCUAGACAACGGGACUACUUUCAUACCUGGCGAGACAAUCCAUGGCCAUGUGCUCCAAAAGCCUCCUCUGAGCACGAAUAUAUCUGUUUCCAUCUGUUUCCAUGCAAAAGCUGAGGUCACAAUGAACUUUUCUAGUGGCAUGACUCAUCGAAAGUAUACCAGUUGUUUUUACCUUUUCGGGGGCUUGGGUGGACUUCCCAAGAUCCAGCUGGAUCCUAUCGAAGUACCACCCAAUAAUCCUGAAUGUACGAAGUGGCCAUUUUCGAUUACAAUUCCUACGCAUCCGGAUCUUUCCUUUAUGAAGAGAAAUAACGUGGAUGAAAGGAGUUAUUUGGCUCUCGGUGAUGCACCGUCACAAGAGCUACCUCCGACCUUUUACAUACGAGCCCCGUCUCUGGGUAGAGUUAUCGAAGCAUGUGUCGACUAUUACCUGGAAGCGACACUAGUUAGCAACUGCAAGAACAGAUUUCCACUUAUUGGAAAGAAAGACUAUAAAGAGUUCAAAGCCACUCAACCACUCUGUGUGCAGCUGAUCUCGUCGCCAACUCCAAUUACCGACUUCGAGACCAAGCAUCGUUCUGAAUACAGAGAAAGAUUCGUUUCGCAACGCUUGAUGAUUGGCAAGGACUCUAAACUCUCCGUCGGUCAAAAAAUGGAGAAGAUGCUUGGUUCCUCUAAAGUUCCAGUAUACUCGUUCUCUCUCCAGUUGGACUUUGCCACUGUGCUGCAGAUUGGUAACCCCAAUACUAUUCCUCUGCGGUUGGGAGUGAACACGAUUUUGAAAGAAACCAGCGAAGUCUUACACAACAAAAUUCCAGACAUUGUACUCGAGCAGUUCACCUUGACGCUGUUAUCGACAACGCACUACACGUCGAAGCGAUUGAGGUCGACGUCGACAUCGAAGAUCCCUGAAUUGCAGGACACAUCCUCGCUCAUUCUGGCAGUGUAUCCUUGCAUGCAUGGUCAACAAAAAUCGGGCCAAACCAUCGCAAUCCCGAGUACGGAAAUUAUCGUUGUGCCCCGAGAUAGUACAUCUCCACCUAUUGAUCUAGGCAUCGCGCUAGGGGUGAAGACGCCAAUGAGCUCUAGAGCGGUGGAGAUAUAUCCAACAUUCACAACGUACAAUAUCAAGCAUGAACAUUUUCUUGAGUGGGAGUUAACCCUCGCAUGUGCAGGGGAGGUCGUGAAAGAUAGAGGCAAGCAAGCAGUUACAGUGAAAGCGCCGAGUGAUGACUUGCGACAGCCCCAGGCACCCAUAACCUCACCUUUGAUGACUGAAACUUAG
Molecule: messenger RNA, 1329 nt
Organism: Penicillium longicatenatum
Lineage: Eukaryota; Fungi; Ascomycota; Eurotiomycetes; Eurotiales; Aspergillaceae
Exons: 1
Coding region: 1-1329 (442 amino acids)
Source: RefSeq, a predicted model, not a curated record